Molecule: messenger RNA, 2232 nt
Organism: Pyrenophora tritici-repentis Pt-1C-BFP
Lineage: Eukaryota; Fungi; Ascomycota; Dothideomycetes; Pleosporales; Pleosporaceae
Source: RefSeq, a predicted model, not a curated record
AUGUUCGCAAAAGCACUGCUUCCGGGCGACGAAGAAUUGGGCAAGAAGGACGAUGACCACAAAUACAAGCCAGCGCGACGAUCUGGCUGGGCGAUAUGGAAUCACGCGUUUCGUUGGCGACGGAGACGGACACUGCUGGCUUUAGCAGGUCUGUUCGUCGUCUACUACUACUUGUCCCACGGCGGCGCAGACGAGUACAGAGAGGUGCUUGACAGGCAGCCUCGAUACCCGCUGGGACGACCCAGCACAAAUGUAUAUCAGGCGCCACAGACACAAAAUUAUGACGACGACGACGACGGGCCAACGGGGCCGCCACCGGGCAUACAUCAACCGAAACAUGGAGAGUCGCCCCCUCACGUAUAUACUGGAGAUAUACGCUUCUACCGCCUGGCUGCGUCGCUACGGGCAAGCUCAUCCAUGUCAGAAGGAUACGAGAAAAUAAACAGGAAUGUACUUUUUGCUAUGUCGAGCCUUAGGAGUGUGGCGACGCUUCUGCCAAUGGCCUGUGAAAUGUCACAGUGGAAUAGGAAUCACGUACAUGUGGCUUUCAUGGGGAGGGAGGAUAUACCCGUCAAGGAUUUGAUAGACAUCAACGGGAUAGAUCAGGAGAAAUGUCGGGUUGUGUGGCAUGAUGCGCGACCGGACUAUACAGAGUAUAGCAACGACGCGCGUGCUGAGUCUGCGGUCAUUGGUGCCCUGACUCACAUACAACGCUUCCUUCAUCCACAGGUCGCCAUCAUGGACGACUCGUCAUCUGAAGAUGAAUUUUUUACCAACGGCAUGCGAAGUAAAACUGACAAGAUUCGCGUGCCUCUAAUUGAAGUGCCAAGGGACAGGGCUGAAGACCUGAUGUGGCUGACAAGACUUGACGCGGGCUCGUUAAAACGUUGGCAUGAUCCUAGCGUAGACGUGCUGAUACAGGUACCACCGCACUCGUCGAGUGUUCUACGCUUGCUGAAGUCGAUCAAAGAGGCCGACUACAGUGGCCUUAAACCACCACGUAUCACAUUAGAGUUGCCCGCUGAGCUGGAUGUGUCUCUGAAAGAACAUUUGGAGAAGUUUGAAUGGGAUCACAGUGGCGGACUAAUUCUCAGACGGCGCAUCAUGAGUCAUGGUCACAACCAAGAAGAGUCGGCCAUACGAUUCCUCGAGCUGUUCUACCCUGUGAGUAGCAGUUCGCAUGUAUUACUACUUUCACCCCAGGCACAGCUAUCUCCUCACUACUUCCACUUCAUCAAAUACGCGCUGCUGGAAUAUAAAUACUCGUCAUUCGGCGCCUCGGAUAACGCAGGUCUCAUGGGUGUCAGCCUUGAGCUUCCGUCGGUGCUUUUGGAUGGCAAGACGGAGUUGACCCUCCCAUCGACUCGCGACAUGCAAACAACCCGAUACGAGACACUAUAUCCCAAGAUAAAGAGCUCGCCAUUCAUGUGGCAAGCGCCCAGCAGCCACGCGACAUUGUUCUUGGGUGAUAAGUGGAGGGAGCUACAUUCGUUUUUGACUCACCGGGUGGCCAAGCACCACAAGGCGAAGAAAACAACACCGCGGAAGAAGCUGGUAUCAGAGAUACUGCCGGCAUGGAGCGAGUAUAUGCUUGAGAUGAUGCGAGUACGGGGAUACUCAAUUUGGUAUCCUGCGAAACAUUCCCAUCCCCUCGUCACUAUACACAACGAGUUAUAUUACGGGCCCGAGGAAUUCACUGCAUCACCUACUGCAGACGACAAAGAAUCACCAGCCCAGCCAUCAGAAACAGGUGAAGUGUUCCUGCGCGCUGAGGGACAAGUGAAGCCUCCAAAGUAUCCAGAAACAGAUAUCAUGCCCGGCUCAGUACCCCUCCACCUUGCACUCCCCUUUGAGGGCGACCUGCCCGAGAUCCCACAUCUACCCCAUCUCCUCUACGACGGUCAGCAGAUCGAUAUUGUCAACGUUUCUACAAUAGCAAAGACAUACGCGGAUACGUUCCGAGAAGAAAUCGGUGGCUGCAAAAUUCCCAAAGGCAAGCACAAGAAGAUGAUUGCAGGUGAGGCAGAAGACUUGUUCUGUUACGGGGAUGAAGAUGCGAGCGAUUGGGAGGAUGACGAAACACGGGAGGUGGAGUUGUUCGAUGCGCCGAUGGAUGAUGAAUUGGAGAAAGUCAUUGAGGAUGCGCUGCCCAGUGCGGCAACAUCAACGUCAACAUCCACAUCCACAUCCACUAAGCAGAGUGCAACUACGCGGCCAACUGCUGGGGCUUGA